AUGCUGCAAAUUGAAUCUCUUGGAGAGUACUUCAGCUCUAACGCCAUUUAUUUUGACCGUAUAUUUGCAUCGGAUCUCAGCCGCGCACACAUCACAGCAGCCGGCAUCUGCAAUCAACAGCCGAAAGGCGAGAAUGGAGAACGCAUUCUGACACCCAUUAUAUCUGGCUACCUGCGAGAAAGGUCUUUCGGCUCGCUAGAAGGAAAGCUCUUGGCUAAUACAUCUGCAAAGCCUGAGACUAAAAAAAAAGAGAAUGCGCAGUCUGCUCCCUCCAAUGAUUCAUCUACUCCACAUGUGGAGAUUGAGUCGGUGGUUGCAAUGCGACAGCGUGCUAUCUCAUUUCUGAAUGAACAUAUUUUGCCAUCGCUGUUUGAGUGUCCAGAUGCGGAUACAAACGUGGCCAUUGUUUCUCAUGGCGCGUUCCUGCGCGUUUUUUGGAAUCGAAUCGUCGAACUCUUCGAUCCUACGAGCAUAUCCAUAGACCCCAACAGUAAUUAUUGGAAUGAUGGGCCAGCGGCGUUCAUAUUGCCAAGUUGGUCCAACACGGGCUUCUUGCAAUUGUCAAUUCAACCAGGCAAAGAAGCUGCGGGGCAGAAGACUUCUGAUCCGGACAUCCUCUUGAAAGGGUGGGCCGUGAGAAUUGUUGCUGUUGAUCGCAAAGCGCACCUUGAGGGGCUACAGCGGACUCGUGGUGGAAUUGGAAGUGCUACGCACGAUUCUUCACAGAAGAAGAUUGAUCAGUUUUUCAAGAACUAG
Messenger RNA from Penicillium angulare, 756 nucleotides. Its product is annotated as histidine phosphatase family protein. The coding region runs from base 1 to 756 and encodes 251 amino acids. Gene Ontology annotation, biological process: fructose 2,6-bisphosphate metabolic process; regulation of pentose-phosphate shunt; negative regulation of glycolytic process. The record is from RefSeq and is a predicted model, not a curated record. The transcript has a single exon. Gene Ontology annotation, cellular component: cytosol. Gene Ontology annotation, molecular function: fructose-2,6-bisphosphate 2-phosphatase activity. Lineage: Eukaryota; Fungi; Ascomycota; Eurotiomycetes; Eurotiales; Aspergillaceae.